UUUCAUCUUAAUUCGUCUGUGGUCGAUCGGAAAGUUGGAGCUAAAAUUGUUUUUUUUUUGUCAGUUCAGUUUAGUUUUUGUUUCGUCGUUGUAAAAAUUGAAACCAAUUGGAUUACGUGUCAAUUUAAAUAAUGAAAUCAAUCAUCGUGUUUAUUCUAUGUUUUGGUGCUGUUUUGAUCAAUGACGCAACAGGCAUCCGACUUCAGUCUGGAUAUUUAAAACCAUGGCAAAAAUUUCAUAAUGAAGCUCGUGAUGGUCAUCUAAAAAAAAUCAAAGAAUUGCUAAAUAAUGGAGUCUACGUUGAUGUUUUCGAUAGUGAUAAUGAAACAGCUUUAUUUAAAGCAGCAGAAAAUAAUCGAAGAAGUGUAGUUGAGUUCUUGCUAAGUAAACAUGCUGAUAUUCAUUGGAAGAAUAAGAAUGGAUCAAGUCCGCUUCACGCCGCUGCGUUUAAUGGUCAUGAACGUGUCGUUGAAAUACUGAUUGAACAUGGUGCCGAUGUAAAUACAAUAGAAAAGUAUGGAUGGACAAGUUUACAUGUCGCUGCAAAUCGAGGUCAUAUGCAAAUAGUUGAGCUGUUACUAAGAAAGAAGGCAGCUGUUAAUCUACAGACCAUUACUGGAGAAACUCCAUUAUUCGAUGCUGCAAUGGCGGGUAAUGAUUAUAUCGUUGAAACAUUAAUCCAACGUGGUGCUGAUAUUAACAUACAAGAUCAAAAUGGAUGGUCACCACUUCACACGGCUACUAGCAAAGGUCAUAAGAAGACAGUGAGAAUUUUAUUGAAAAAUGGAGCCAAUGCCAAUUUAAAAAAUAAAAAAAAUGACACACCUCUCGACAUUGCUAUUAGACUCGGAAGACCAAAAAUCAUCGAAAUCCUUAAUAUGUAUAAUGAUACUUCAACAGUUCCCCCAAUUAAAAAGACAAGUUUUACUACAGUUACUCCCACAGAUGACUCAAUUCGUCCCGCACAAAAGGAAUGUAAAUCACAGGCAGUUCGCGUGAGUGACGAAACAAAGAGUAGACAAAGACUGGAUUUCUCUGAGAAAUUCCCAUGGAUGGCUGCUCUUGGCUAUGCGAAUAUCGACCAAAACUCCGUGAACUUUUACUGUGGUGCUACCAUCAUUUCGGAACGUUUCGUACUCACUGCAGCAUAUUGUGUAUCGUGGAAGCAUCCGACUGUCGUUCGAAUAGGAAUGGAAUCAGCGACCCAUGGCGAAUUCAUGACAACCAAUUUCACUAUAAAGGAGGUCAUUGUGCAUCCUGAGCAUUCCAGUGAAACCAAAGUAAAUGAUAUCGCUCUGAUUGAAAUUGCAGGCGAAGUACCAUUAACACAUUCUAUUAGUCCAGCCUGUUUACACUUAGAUGCGAAUGACUUGCCAUCGAAUGUGCCGCUUACGUUAAUAACAUGGGGAGCAAGAUCGCCUUAUUCGAAUGAUGGAUCAAAGAGCUUACGUAAAAUUGAAGUAGUAUCGGUGCCACUGUCGAACUGCAGUAUAAAAGUUAAGAAUUUGAACAGAAAUGAUCUUACCUACGGGCAAUACUGUACAUAUGAUCCACUGGAAAGUAGUGAUGGAUGCAAGGGUGAUGGUGGUGCAGCAUUACAAUAUUUCUCGAAUAAUUCAAGAACAGCAACCGUCGUAGGCAUUGCAUCGUUUGGUUUUGCAUGUAACCUAAAACUACCAGCCAUUUACACCAGAGUCGCUUACUAUUUGGAUUGGAUAGAAUCACACGUUUGGCCAACGUCAGCUCCACUACCAUCUACACCAAUAACAACACCA
This is a messenger RNA of Contarinia nasturtii (swede midge), 1775 nucleotides long. Its product is annotated as serine protease persephone-like. The annotation marks the transcript as partial. Gene Ontology annotation, biological process: proteolysis. The transcript is spliced from 16 exons. NCBI's taxonomy places the organism in Eukaryota, Metazoa, Arthropoda, Insecta, Diptera, Cecidomyiidae. The record is from RefSeq and is a predicted model, not a curated record. Gene Ontology annotation, molecular function: protein binding; serine-type endopeptidase activity.